GGAAGCCCACGUGGUUGCGCCGGGCGGGGCUCCGACUCGUGGAACCGGGCAGCGGCCCUUUCCCUGCUACCAUGUCCGGCCGCCACGGCAACAAACUGCCCAGUAACUUGCCACAGCUGCAGAACCUGAUCAAGCGGGACCCGACUGCCUAUACUGAGGAGUUUCUUCAGCAGUAUCAUCACUACCAGUCCAAUGUGGAGAUUUUCAAACUUCAACCCAAUAAGCCCAAUAAGGAGCUGGCUGAAUUGGUGAUGUUUUUGGCACAGGUAGGCCACUGCUACCCAGAAUAUCUUACUGACUUUCCACAGCAACUGAAAGAGCUGCUUUCUUACCACCACACAAUCUUGGAUGCAGAUCUUCGAAUGACAUUUUGCAAAGCUUUGAUUUUAUUACGAAACAAGAAUCUAAUAAACCCUACAAGUCUUCUGGAACUCUUCUUUGAACUUCUGCGCUGCCAUGAUAAACUUCUGCGGAAAACUCUGUAUACUCACAUUGUAACGGACAUCAAGAAUAUAAACGCUAAACACAAAAACAAUAAAGUGAAUACAGUGCUGCAGAACUUCAUGUACACUAUGCUGAGAGACAGCAAUCCCACGGCAGCCAAGAUAUCUCUGGAUGUGAUGACUGAACUGUACAAAAGGAAUAUUUGGAAUGAUGCCAAAACUGUAAACGUCAUCACAACUGCCUGCUUCUCCAAAGUCACAAAGAUAUUAGUUGCUGGUUUGAAAUUCUUUCUCGGGAAAGAUGAAGAUGAGAAGCAAGAUAGUGACUCAGAGUCUGAGGACGAUGGGCCCACGGCCAGAGACCUCAUGGUGAGAUACGCAACAGGAAAAAAGACCACCAAACAUAAGAAGCGGUUAGAGAAAGCCAUGAAGGUUUUGAAGAAACAUAAGAAGAAGAAAAAGCCAGAGGUGUUCAACUUCUCUGCUAUUCAUUUGAUCCAUGAUCCCCAAGACUUUGCAGAGAAACUGCAAAAGCAGCUAGAGAGCUCUAAGGAAAGAUUUGAAGUGAAGAUGAUGCUCAUGGACCUUAUAUCUAGAUUAGUCGGAAUACAUGAGCUUUUCCUCUUUAACUUCUAUCCCUUUGUGCAGCGGUUCCUACAGCCACAUCAGAGAGAAGUGACCAAGAUACUUCUUUUUGCUGCACAAGCUUCGCAUCAGCUGGUGCCACCAGAGAUUGUCCAGUCAGUAUUAAUGACCAUUGCCAACAAUUUUGUCACUGACAAGAAUUCUGGGGAAGUUAUGACUGUGGGAAUUAAUGCUAUAAAAGAGAUAACUGCAAGAUGUCCUCUGGCCAUGAGUGAAGACCUACUGCAAGACCUUGCCCAAUACAAGUCUCAUAAAGAUAAAAAUGUAAUGAUGUCUGCAAAAACUCUCAUACAUCUUUUCCGUUCAUUGAAUCCUCAGAUGCUUCAGAAAAAAUUCAGGGGUAAACCUACUGAGGCCUCAUUAGAAGCCAGAAUCCAGGAGUAUGGAGAACUGGAUGCCAAAGAUUAUAUUCCAGGAGCAGAAAUAUUAGAGGUUGAGAAAGAAGAGGAAGGAGAAAGGGAAGAAGAAGAUGGAUGGGAGAGUGCCAGCACAAGUGAGGAAGAGGAUGAAGAUGGAGAAUGGAUUGAUGUGCACCAUUCCUCAGAUGAAGAGCAGAAAGUAGCAGAGAACAUCAAAAGCAUGCCUGUAGAAGAACAGAAAUCCAGAGCUGCAGCUGUUAGCACAAGCAGGCUUUUAACUCAAGAAGACUUCCAGAAAAUCCGCCUCGCCCAGCUUUCCAAAGAACUCAAAUCUGCACCAGGCAAGGCUAUGAAGAGGAAGAACAUUGAGAUAGACAAUGAGGAGGAGGAAAGAGGAGAGCUGCUUUCACUCCGGGACAUUGAAUAUCUACAUAAGAAACCCAAAUCUGACAAAGAAACAAGGCUGGCAACAGCAAUGGCUGGAAGGACAAACAGAAAAGAAUUUGUGAAAAAGAAAACCAAAAUGAAUCCAUUUGCCAGCUCCAGUAACAAAGAAAAGAAGAAGAAGAAGAACUUCAUGAUGAUGAGAUACAGUCACAAUGUUAGGACAAAAAAUAAAAGGUCCUUCAGGGAAAAACAGCUGGCUUUACGAGAUGCACUCUUGAAAAAGAGAAAAAGGCUUCUGAAAUAACCGUUAAAACAACAAAAGAAGAGAUGGUUUUAUAUUAUUGUGGGGUAUUACCCUAGAAAUGUUUGUGGUGUUAUAUAAAAGUACAGGAUAACCAUUGCUGAAAAGCCGAAUGUUGAUUGCCUGCAACUGAAUAGAACUGAUGCUGGAAUGUGACUCCUUGUGACAGUACUUGUGAGAGGAGCAAAGAGGCCUUAAUAUUCAAGAUCUUGAUUUCUGGAACAUUUUCUGGAAGGGAAACAAUUUAACUUUCAUUGACUAUAACUUAUUUCCAAUUAACUAGUAAUGUAAAUAUUCAGGUAAAACUUUUGACAAUUUGGUGUUUGCUUUGAUUAAUAAGUCCGGUAAUGGGAAGGACAACAGAAGUCCUAAAUCAAACAAUGUAAAAUAUGUGUGCGCACACACACACACACACGUUUGUGUGCAUGUGUGUGUGUAUCUUGUUCUUUGUCUUAAGGAUGGAAUUCUUGUGGACUUUAAAAUAAACCUUUUCUAAAUGGU
Molecule: messenger RNA, 2636 nt
Organism: Alligator mississippiensis (American alligator)
Lineage: Eukaryota; Metazoa; Chordata; Crocodylia; Alligatoridae
Gene: SDAD1
Product: SDA1 domain containing 1
Exons: 22
Coding region: 72-2138 (688 amino acids)
Biological process (GO): ribosomal large subunit biogenesis; ribosomal large subunit export from nucleus
Cellular component (GO): nucleolus
Source: RefSeq, a predicted model, not a curated record